GUAAGUUGUAUAUUGUGCUAUGGUGCGAAAACAAGGCUGAUAUGAGUGUGCAUUCAGGCAUAUGGCACGAACGCAUGGUGGCCACCCACAGCUCGGAGGAGUGCACUCGUGGUCAGCGUCUGCAGGCCCAGGGUUACACGGAGCCACCUCCUCGCAUCUCACGCUCGGCUCGUCGUGAGGGUGCUGCAGCCACUCAUGGACGUGGCGGCAGUCGUGGUGGUAGAGGCGGCGCUCGUCGUGGUGGACGUGGUCGUGGACGCGGUCGCGGAGGUCGUGGAGGAACCCAAGGAGCUACUACCUGAAUGAUUGCCAAGGAGUGAGGUUCAAGAUACCACCCCUGCGCUCGGGCCCCUAUCACUCAGCACAGCACAACUCAAAGAAACACAAUCCAAUGCAAAAGGUUUCUACUUUUGAUUCCUGCCUCAACUCUUCAUAUCUUUUUCCAUUCAAUCAUUCUCUUCUCCUACUUCUCAGAAGCAGCAACCCAAGCCUCGUGCAACUUCUUCUGCCUCUCCCAAUCCUU
Aureobasidium pullulans EXF-150 is the source of this 523-nucleotide messenger RNA. RefSeq lists its product as uncharacterized. The coding region runs from base 42 to 302 and encodes 86 amino acids. Lineage: Eukaryota; Fungi; Ascomycota; Dothideomycetes; Dothideales; Saccotheciaceae. The transcript has a single exon. The record is from RefSeq and is a predicted model, not a curated record.